AUGGAAGCUUAUGACCAGCAAGAAAUCAAAGCUGUCGUUGACUGCUUAAAUGAUGGUUGGUUAGCUCCAGGCCCACGUACAGCAGAGUUCGAGAGAAGGUUAGCCGAAAGAUUCGGAAAAAAGUAUGGUCUCUUUGUCAACAGUGGCUCAUCUGCAAAUAUGUUAGCAGUUAUUUGUUCUGGAAUAGGACCUGGCGUUGAAGUCAUUACUCCAGCUUGCACAUUUUCAACUACCGUUGCUCCUUUGGCCCAACAUGGAGCUAAUGUUAAGUUCUGCGAUGUAGCUCCUCAAUGCUAUGUUCCAUCAGUUGACCAGGUCUUUGCUGAACUCACAGAAAACACAAAAGUUAUUAUGAUUCCAAAUCUCCUUGGAAACAAGAUCGAUUGGAAAGAUCUUAAGGAAAAACUCGUCCAACGUGGUCGCAAUGAUAUUAUCCUUAUUGAAGACUCCUGCGACACUAUUACCUACACAGCCGAAACCGAUAUCUCGACCUGCUCUUUCUACGCCUCCCACAUCAUCACAGCAGGUGGUACAGGUGGUGUUGUAAUGUUUAACGAUAUCGACAUGUACAACAAAGCCCUCAGAAUCAGAGAUUGGGGUCGUGCUGGUAACAACGAUGAAUCAAUCGCAGAGAGAUUUAACCAUGGUAUCCUUGGAGAUAUUCAGUACGAUUGGAAGUUCCUUUACGUCGAAUUCGGUUAUAAUUUCAAGGCAUGCGAAAUGAACGCUGCUUUCGGCUUGGUCCAACUCGACAAGCUCAAGAAGUUCGAAGAUAUGCGUAAAGAACGCUACAACAGAUAUAUUAAGAACCUCACAAGCGAUCCAUACGCGUCGAAAUAUUAUAAGUUCCCAAUUGUUAAGGAUGACAUCCUUCUUCUUGCAUUACCUCUUGAGUGCCCACACAGAAUGGAAGUUCUCACCUAUUUAGAGAAUAAUCAGAUCCAAACAAGAGUUACAAUGGCUGGAAACAUUCUCCGCCACCCAAUCUACACAAAGCACUUCGCUGAGCAAGCUGCAAGAUCAUUCCCAGAAGCUGAUGAAGUUAUGAAGACUGGAUUCCUCGUUGGCUGCCACCAUGGCCUUACAUUAGAAGACGUCGACCGCGUUUCAAAGGUACUCUGUGAUUUCGCAAAGGAGCAUCUUGGAAAGUAA
Molecule: messenger RNA, 1152 nt
Organism: Trichomonas vaginalis G3
Lineage: Eukaryota; Parabasalia; Trichomonadida; Trichomonadidae
Product: DegT/DnrJ/EryC1/StrS aminotransferase family
Exons: 1
Coding region: 1-1152 (383 amino acids)
Biological process (GO): polysaccharide biosynthetic process
Molecular function (GO): pyridoxal phosphate binding; transaminase activity
Source: RefSeq, a predicted model, not a curated record